AGGCCAUAUCCGGCUCGGAGCGCGCCCUCGCGGCCCCGCCCUCUUCGGUCACCAGGAAGGCCGCGGGCGGCCCAACGCCCGCCAUGACCGCGCCGGGGCCUGCCGGCGAGGUGGUGGCGGGAGCGCGGGCGCUGCGCGCGGAGCUCGAGGCCCUCAGGGGGGAGCUGGCCCUCGUGCGGGAGGCGCACGCGGACGCCAGGCGGCUCCGGACGGCGGGCGGCGCGGGCGUUCGCUUGCUGGCUCAGGGCGAUGAGUGGGCCGCCAUCGGCCAUCACUCGGACGAGGAGGAGGCGGAGAACGGCUGCCGGUCAACCCGGCAUGCACAACAAACAUUCCACGCUCGCGAGCGGCGUCUCACCUUGGGCGCGGAUGCGCUCGAGCGCCAUGCAAUGAUCGGCGAUGUGGAUGUCGAGGUGCACGCAGAGGGCAAGGAGUGGCAGCACGGCAGCGACUCUGGGGACGACGCCGCGCACGAUGAGCAGAGCAAGCUCCGCCACGCGGAGAACACCUUCAGGAAGCGGGAGAGGCGCCUCACCCACGGUGAGCAGGAGCUGCUGUCAGGCAGGCCGCAUGGAGACAAGGACGUGGACCUCUUGCCCGAAAAGUCAGAGUGGGCUCAUCACGAGGGGGACUCUUCGGACGGAGAGGGCGCCCAGGCGCAGUUCAACGAGGAGGUGCACCGGAGGAGAGAGCGACGGCUUACUCGAGGCGCCUCCAUACGGGAAAUGGAGGUCACCAUGGGCGACGCCGACGUGCCAGUGGUAGCCGAGGGGACUGAGUGGGUGGGCGCGGAGGGGCAUUCCGACGACGAGGUGGCCCACGAGCGAUUCAGCGAGGAGGUGCACCGGAGGAGAGAACGACGGCUUACUCGAGGCGCCUCCAUACGGGAAAUGGAGGUCACCAUGGGCGACGCCGACGUGCCAGUGGUAGCCGAGGGGACCGAGUGGGUGGGCGCGGAGGGCCAUUCCGACGACGAGGUCGCCCACGAGCGAUUCAGCGAGGAGGUGCACCGGAGGAGAGAACGACGGCUUACUCGAGGCGCCUCCAUACGGGAAAUGGAGGUCACCAUGGGCGACGCCGACGUGCCAGUGGUAGCCGAGGGGACCGAGUGGGUGGGCGCGGAGGGCCAUUCCGACGACGAGGUGGCCCACGAGCGAUUCAGCGAGGAGGUGCACCGGAGGAGAGAGCGACGGCUUACUCGAGGCGCCUCCAUACGGGAAAUGGAGGUCACCAUGGGCGACGCCGACGUGCCAGUGGUAGCCGAGGGGACCGAGUGGGUGGGCGCGGAGGGGCAUUCCGACGAGGACGAGGGCGCCCUCGAGCGAUUCAGCGAAGAGGUGCACCGGAGGAGAGAGCGACGGCUUACGCGAGGCGCCUCCAUACGGGACAUGGAGGUCACCAUGGGCGACAUCGACGUGCCAGUGGUAGCCGAGAAGACCGAGUGGGCUGGAUGCGGGGACAGAGGCGACUCCGAGGAGGAGGGGGAGGAUGCCCAGCGGAGGCACGCCGAUGACACGAGCCGCUCCAGGGAGAGAAGGCUCACCUUUGGGAUGGAGGCGCUGAAGGACGAAAAGCCGCUGGGGGACCUGGAGGUCCCGAUUCUUGCCCACUCCGCUGAGUGGGGCGCCCUGGAGGGCAACCACGAGGAGGACGAGGACGACCACGAGCGUUCGCACACGGAGCGCAGCAUGGCCAGGGAGCGCCGGCUGACCGAGGGGGAGGAGGCGCUGAAGCGGUUCGCGUCCGCCGGCGACGCGGAUGAGAAGGAGCCGCGGCAGGGAAGGGAUCGGCCGGACGAG
This is a messenger RNA of Prorocentrum cordatum, 1799 nucleotides long. The record is from the annotation of a GenBank genome assembly. Lineage: Eukaryota; Dinophyceae; Prorocentrales; Prorocentraceae.